Malaya genurostris is the source of this 2606-nucleotide messenger RNA. Its product is annotated as zinc finger protein 26-like. The transcript has 2 exons. Bases 183 to 2300 code for a protein of 705 amino acids. NCBI's taxonomy places the organism in Eukaryota, Metazoa, Arthropoda, Insecta, Diptera, Culicidae. Gene Ontology annotation, molecular function: zinc ion binding. The record is from RefSeq and is a predicted model, not a curated record. Gene Ontology annotation, cellular component: nucleus.
GUUUAGCAUCCGUAUCAUUUCGGAAUGAAAAAGGUAAAGGUGACAACGACAUAACGACUGCAGUGAGCCGAAAGCUGUGAUGUAGAUAAAUAUUUGGAUGCACUAGUUACCUUAAUUUUUUUAUUAUAUAUAAAAUUCAACAAUCAGUUGCGACUGGUGCACCAAUCAAUCCACUUCCGAAAAUGGACAGUUGUCGCCUGUGUUUAAAGGAUUUUUUGCUUUUGCGAAAAGAUUUUAACGUGCAAACGAUGCAAGUAAAACUGCAAUUGGUGUUUUCAUUCCAGAUAGUAUCGCACUCGCACCUACCGGAGGUAGUUUGUCCCGAUUGUGAGGAAAGAGUGACCCAGUUCUAUGAAUAUGCUGAGUUUGUGCACAAAAAUCAAUUGCAGUUGUACGGGAAAAUCAAAGAUGAUUCCGGUCAAACUGACUUGCCAAUCAGUGUUGAAAAGUCAGAUCAUAAGUUGUUUCCAAUUAUGCCAGAGGUGGAAAUCAAAGUUGAGCCACAGGAGGAAUUGCUUGAUGAUCCGAUCGAAACGGCAAAACAAAAGAAAACCAUACCUAAAAGAACUUUGUCCAAACUUCAUACCGCUAAGUUUGAGAAGAACUUGAUCAGUCGUUAUUUGAACAUGGUUUGCGAUAUAUGUAAGGAAGAUCAAUUUACCUUCCCGAAACUGGAAUUACAUUUCAAAAAGUGUCACAGCAAACGUUGUUACAUUGUGUGCUGUGGCCAGAAGUUGACCAACGAGCAGAUGAUAUCUCAGCAUUUGGAUAAGCAUAUGACAGUACCACAAGAACAAAAAUCACAAUCGUCAUGGGAACGACGAAUUGCAACUGCUUUCGGAUCAAUAUUGGUUGAUUUCAAGCAUGCUCUGGAUGAUUAUGAACCUCUGCCGAACAUGGACUUAGCUCUGAAUGGCGACGCCAACGAACAGCAAAAGAUGUACAACGUUCAGGAUUACUUGGUGACGACCUACUUUCGCUUGAAUUGUGAACUGUGUGCGGAGAAGAUUGACAAUCAGGACGAGCGUCGGAUUCACUUUAGACGGAGUCAUCCGAAGGAGAAAUAUUUUGUGUCCUGCUGCAAUCAACGCUAUUCAACUCGAAUAAGCAUCAUGCGUCAUCUGAAUCGUCACUGGAAACAGGUAGCAAACGGAAAUUAUCCACCAAAAUCGACGGCAAGCAAUAAUGUUGAGUGCCCGAAUAUAUCCGUGGUAUCGCCAAUCCCGCAAACACCGAGUUUGGCAUGGCAGCGACAGAUGCAAUCAACCUAUGGACCACUGAUGAAUGAAUUUCGUAAUGAUCUUAUCGAGGGUGGUUUCACGCCUCCAUCGAAAGUACCAGAGCAGGCCAGAUCCGUGGAGGAAUCAAGGUUAUUGCAUCAAAUGCAAGAUUUUUUGAUUGCAAAGCACUGUCCACUGAACUGUGAAUUGUGCGGGGAGGAAAUAACAACAUAUUCGGGAAGACGAGACCACUUUCGAAUUGGUCAUCCCAAAGAGAAACUUUUCGUACAAUGCUGUGGAAAGAAAAGCUUCAAUCGGUAUAAGGUAAUUAUGCAUCUGUUGCGCCACCGAAAAGGACUUCCUACUACGGGGGCGUACGACAUACGAAACAUUCCGGUGUCCAUGUAUGAAAAACACGAGCAGGAUGACACCGCCAUAGAGGCUUAUUACAAGAUGGAUUGUGAGCUGUGCGACUACACCGGAGAUUCGUAUCUUGGAUUGCGUGAUCACUUUCAGAAAAAUCACAAAGAGGAGGGGUUUUUCAUUAAAUGCUGCAAUAGACGGCUGAAAACUAAGUUCAACAUACUGGAACAUAUGGCUAGCCAUCAGAAACCGGGCUCGGUUAAGUGUGAACACUGCGAGGCUGCCUUUUCCAGUUUGAGAAUGCUGAAAGUUCACGUUAGCCGGCUGCACGUCCGUGAAGAGGACAAAAAAUUUCGCUGCGAACAUUGCGUGGCUUCCUUUGCGACCAGAAAUCUGCUUGUGCUCCAUUCUUACAAGCACGAGCUGAUGACUUGCGACAUCUGUGGACUCGAAAUGAAGCGUUGUUCGUUGCGCGUACAUAAAGUCAAUUUCCACAAGAUGGGAGAAGAAAUCGUUUGUCAUGUGUGUGCUCAGGUGUUCCACUCGAAGCACAUUUUCAACAAGCAUUACAAAACGGCCCAUUUGGGAAUUCGAAAAAAGUAUAAGAAAAAAUCUCGGGCUAAGAAAAAGCCCGUGAUUGCCGAACAAAUGGAGUCACCGGAUUCAGGCAGUCUUUCGAAAGCGGUACUCGAAGAGCUAAAACUAGAACCCAUGUGAAGGAAGGGCUAGGGUGUUGAAGUAGUUACGCUCCGAUGAAUCAUUCCAAAUAAACAGGGAAAAUGAGAUAACAUCGGUUCUGUUGUCGCCUAAGAACUUCAUUUGAUACUGAAGAGGACACAAGAGGAAAUGAUGCUUUAUAGAACAUCGUUGUCACAGUUUUAUCGAAUUACCCUCACUCAGUCAAAAAAGAUCCUUUCGAAACGUAUUUCACUUGAACAAUUGUUUUGAUAUUAAUUAUGGUAAUCACUUUUGUCAAUGUAUUCCCGUUGAGUAGUUUGGUUAACAUAUAGGAAUAAAUCUUUU